GCGCCCCGAGACUCGACGCUGCCCGGAGGCGCCCGCGGCCUGAGCCCCAAGGGGCCGUGGGGUCUCCCACCCGGCCCGAACGCCCCGCGCCCCGCGCUCGCCGCCCCGGGCUUUCGCUUCGGCUCCCAAGUAGUUAAAUGCCCUUGAGCGCGGGUUUCCGCGGCCCGGCUCCCAGCCCCGGCAGCGCGAGUUGAGCUGUUUCCCCGCGCCGUCCGCCGGCUCCAGCGCGGCCGCCACUCACUGCUCACGCGUCCAUGUGUAGCCACAUAGUUAUCUAUGUACAUCCACGCUGGGGCAUUUUCCUCCUGCUUAAUGAGGACUUGACUCGGGAGCAAGUGUGAAUCACUGCCGGGCUGGAAAAGGAGGAAGGCGGAUUUAACCCCCUCCCACCCCGCUCCAUGUCCGUGUGUCACUCGGCUGGGUCUACCUGGUGCGGCCGGUCCUGGGGCUGCUGCUGCCGCUGACGACGACGGGGGCUGCUGCUGCUGCUGCCGCUGCUACCGUCCCGGGAGUUCUCUCCGGCUUCGGCCACACAGGUCCUGGGGAUUGUUCUCUUCGCUCGGAACCUCGGUCAGGCCGGCACUUUGGCUCCGAAAUAACUUAUUUUUUGGAAGGCAUAUCACGAACCAAUCAAGAUCGUUAAGGUUGAUUGCUGUACCUUGAAGAGUUCUCCUUUUUGUUUGUUGUUGUUUUUUUGUUUUUGUUUUUGCCCCCGGUAAACAUCUCUGGGUGUAUAUCAAACGGCAAGAUGUCCAGUAAUGUCCCGGCAGAUAUGAUAAAUUUGCGCCUCAUCUUGGUAAGCGGGAAAACAAAAGAGUUCCUGUUUUCUCCUAAUGAUUCUGCUUCUGACAUUGCAAAGCAUGUGUAUGACAAUUGGCCAAUGGACUGGGAAGAAGAGCAGGUCAGCAGUCCAAAUAUUCUACGACUUAUUUAUCAAGGACGAUUUCUGCAUGGAAAUGUCACAUUAGGAGCAUUAAAACUUCCUUUUGGCAAAACAACGGUGAUGCAUUUGGUGGCCAGAGAGACGUUGCCAGAGCCCAACUCUCAAGGUCAGAGGAAUCGUGAAAAGACUGGAGAGAGUAAUUGUUGUGUAAUCCUGUAAACACUGUCCGCUACGUGUGCUGUGAUGUAGUCUUUGUCUUUCAUGCUGCUGGGACGGAAGAGACCCAACAUUGCUUCAGAAUCCCUUAGGAAGAGUCUGCCUGUAAACCCAUGGAACUGAAUGAUCUCAUGAACACUGUCAUCUUCUCGCAUCAGAGUAAAAAGAACCAAGAACAUUUUUCACUACGAUUUUUUAUUUCUAGUAUCUUUGUUUAUGUUGAGCAGUUUUAAAAUAUGUUGGUUUGUGAAUGCUGUCAAUCUCCGGGGGCAGAGUUAACAAGUUAUCUUUCCUAGCAGAAGCCAUUUUGCUGCCACAGAAACGUUCACACCAGAACUAACAAAUCAAUAUAGUUUGCACUAACAAAGAUUGACAUUAUUUUCUUCAUCAGCAGAAUUUGCAACAUGGUUUAUAGCACCUAGAAAUGCUCAGAAAUACAAUAUUCCACACUGGAAAACAUUCAGCAAUUAAUGGAGUUAAUUAGUGGGCCAACUGGAGAGGGAGAAAUGGAAGAGAAACUGAAAUGUCGGGGGCGUUCUCUCAGAGUCAGCCCCGGUGGCCGCACUGGCACAGAACACACAACUGAGUGUGACCGUUUUCAUCGCAACACAUGGAAAAACAAAAUGUGCCUGCUGUUUAAAGUACUCAGCGGAGAGCUGAUGAAACAAAUUGCUUUUCCUUUCACACACGCACUCCUCAGUCACGCGGUCACUGAGUGCUUGUCCGCACAGCACAAAAGGGGUGCGAGUGCGCUUCCUAGCCUUAACGUGGGAGGGUCAGUUCCAUACUCGUAGACUUGCAUUGCCGCGCAGAGAUAAUAGAAAACCUCAUUUACUCAUCAGUUUAAUGUAUUUGAAGAUCAGCAAAUUGAAUUUUUCCAUAACUAUUGCUCGUCUGUAACUGUGUCCAGUGUCACACUCACUCAUUAGAGUUCAAAUGAAUUCUUAAAAUUAAAAUAGUUCUCCAUAGUAACUAAUUUUAUUUCUUUAUGUAGUUUGCAUUUGGUAUUAGUGCUUGCAAUUGUAUUAAAAUCAAAAGCUGACUUUUAAGGCAUACUACAUGAUUAAGGAUGCCAUUCUUUUGUUUUGUACCAAUAAUUUAAAAAUUGAUAUGCUAAACCAAUUUGCACAGCACUAAAGCAUGAGCUAGUUUCAUCUAAAUCUGUAAAAAUAUAAAAGAUUUUAUAUUUUUUCACUGGGAAGAAAUUCUUCCUGGAUGAAAUUACAAAUAUGUGUAGAAUAUAUUUAAUAAAAAACUUAUAAAAUACCUAACUAUAGAACUUAAAUAUAGAUUGGCGUGUAGUAUAUAGAACAAUAUUCCAUAUAAAUAACUUUAGCCUUUAUAAAAAUGAAGUUGCAGGCUGACAUUAUGUUCUGUACUUAAGUAAGUGUCCAUGGCCCUUAAAAACAUUCAGUGUAAAUGGUUUCAAAAGGUCAGCUUUGUCUAAAGGUAAUCAGGUUAUUUUGUUCAUUGUCAAUGCUUUGAUGAAAAGGCUUUAGAUGCAGUAGAUCUACAAAAAUAUUGUUCAUACUGAUCAGAAUUAAAUUUGUAUAGAGCAGAGUUUUAAAACGAAUGUAAAUAGCACUAAACAUUUUCUUUCUGCAACCUGUACUUAGAGAUUCUUUCUGUAAA
Molecule: messenger RNA, 2731 nt
Organism: Enhydra lutris kenyoni (northern sea otter)
Lineage: Eukaryota; Metazoa; Chordata; Mammalia; Carnivora; Mustelidae
Product: ubiquitin like 3
Exons: 5
Coding region: 749-1102 (117 amino acids)
Molecular function (GO): protein binding
Source: RefSeq, a predicted model, not a curated record